GGUCUGCUGCAUAUGGUCGAGCGUGCAUAUGAGCAGUUGUUGCUGCUGCUGAAUCCACAUACACAUUCUCUCACACACGCAAACUCACCUAAGGCACAGAGACAUGCGCAAAGACCUCACACCCUUCCCUCUACAUCACACACACACUUUCAGAUGAGGCUGAAAGCAGCAAUAGGAGGCUGCACGCUGAAGUUGUAGCCAGGCUGAAUUUUAUUUUUGUAACUGUGCCCCCCUUCGAUGGGGACUUCCGCAAGGCCUCGAGUCCCAGGAUUUAGACCCCAACUCCUUCAAUAUCCAUCAGUAUCGCCAAACAACAACAACAAUACAACAUGGCAAGGCAUCACUGAGUGGCUGAGUGAGGAGACCAAGCAAUGGCUAUCGGACAGCACUUUUUGUACUGAUGAAAGGCUUCAAGCUUAGCUGUACUGCCACUAACUCACACCGGAGCACCCCCGCUUGCUCGCCUGUCCUGCGAAAGCGCUCCCGCUCUUCCACGCCACAGCUAAGCCCUGAAGCUGACAGCACCAUGGUGGAGAAGGGUUCCUCAGACCAGGCCUCCGACCGCUCCCCCACCACCCCUGAACAGCAGCAGACCACCCAGCACCAACGCACCUACUCCCAGUCCCUCCAUCCCACCAACACCAGCACCCGCAGCGGUGGCAAGAACUCCAAGUCUCACAAGCGGCAUACUAAAUAUGACAAGCUAAACCUGAUUAAAAAAAGUCAGAGCUGGUACAAUGUACUGAGUCCCACCUACAAGCAGCGCAAUGAAGACUUCAGGAAGCUUUUUAAGCAGCUGCCAGACACUGAACGCCUCAUCGUGGACUAUUCCUGUGCCCUGCAGCGGGACAUCCUCCUGCAGGGACGCCUCUACCUCUCAGAGAACUGGAUUUGUUUCUAUAGCAACAUCUUCCGAUGGGAAACACUGCUGAUAGUUCGAUUGAAGGACAUCUGCUCUAUGACAAAGGAGAAGACGGCCCGCCUCAUCCCUAAUGCUAUCCAACUGUGCACUGACAAUGAAAAGCACUUUUUCACCUCAUUCGGGGCGAGGGACCGGACGUACAUGAUGAUGUUCAGACUGUGGCAAAAUGCUCUCCUGGAAAAGCCUUUAUGUCCAAAGGAGCUGUGGCACUUUGUCCAUCAGUGUUAUGGUAAUGAACUCGGCCUGACCAGUGAUGACGAGGACUACGUCCCCCCUGAUGAGGACUUUAACACCAUGGGCUGCUGUCCGUCUCCGUGGUGCAGGUACUGUGAAGAGCUGCCAGUGGAGGACAACAACGAGCACAACAACGACACCAGCAACACUCUCGCCAAGAACACCGAGGCCAAGCCCAAUGUCAGCCCCCUCCUGCCCCACAAAGCCUUCCCCAGCAGCGCUCCACCUGAGCUGCCCAGCACCGAGUCUCCCGUCCCUCAGUAUGAACCUUCCCCAGUGGACGAUGUGUCCAGCCCUCUCCCAGAAGCUGACCUCCUGACCCUUCCCAUGCCUGAGAACCGCAGCAGCCAACUCAGCACCCACGCCCCCUCACCUUCCCUGGACCUCAAUGAAAAUGAGGACCUGCCCACCGAGCUCAGCGACUCAUCUGAGACACAUGAUGAAGGUGAGGUGCAGGCUUUCCAUGAGGACCUGUGCGGCAAACAAUACAUCAACGGGGUGUACAGAUUCGGUGUGGAUAAGAUGUAUGACUUGCUUUUCUCUGAGUCGGAGUUCAUGAGGGAGUUUCUGGAGCAGAGGAGGUUCUCAGAUGUGGUAUAUCGGCCUUGGAGAAAAGAGCAGGAUGGAAACCAAACCAGAGAGAUCAUGUACACCAUCGCUCUGAAUAAUCCCCUGGCACCUAAAACAGCCACAGUCACUGAGACGCAGACUCUGUACAAAGCGAGUCAAGAGAACGAGUGCUACAUCAUCGAUGCGGAGGUGAUCGCCCAUGACGUUCCUUACCACGACUACUUCUACACCCUCAACCGCUACGUUCUCACAAGAGUGGCCAAGAACAAGUGUCGUCUAAGGGUGUCAACGGAGCUUCGUUACAGGAAGCAGCCAUGGGGGCUUGUGAAGGGCUUCAUUGAGAGAAACUUCUGGAGUGGCCUGGAUGAGUACUUCAGACACUUGGAGCUGGAGCUCAGUAAGCUGGACGUCAUGGUGAUGGAUUCCCACAGACAGUCACCGAAGACCAAAGCACUGAAGACGGGCUCGGGUCGAAGAAGGAAACGGACACUUGUCCAUCACCUUAGACCCCCGGAUGAGGUUGUGAGUCCCGGUACAACCCCUGAGGACGAGGAGGAAGGCAUCCACCGCAUCAAACAUGUGGCAGGUUCCACACAGACCAGACACAUCCCCGACACUUCGGGAGGCCUAGCGCUUUACAGCUUCUCCAGACUGCUGCUUCUCAUAAGCCUUGUGAUCUGUAUAAGCCUGGUAUUGCUGGUAUUUCUCAAUGUGAUGUUGUUCUAUAAGUUAUGGAUGCUGGAGUACACCACACAGAGUCUCACUGCAGCGCAUGGAUUGAGACCACCAGAAAGCAAAAUUCCUCAGACUCAGCUGGAAUGGGUGCAGCUCUUAGACUCCCAGCAGCGUUACCAUGACGACGAGCUAGAAAAGUGGAAGGAGAUAAUCAAAUCAUCAGUUUUGCUGCUUGAUGAGCUAAGGGACUCUCUGGUACACCUCCAUAAAAGCAUCGGCCUCAGGGACUACACCUCUGAGUCAGAGAAUAAAAAACAACAGUAUCACUGAUCGAUAAUCUCAAGGCAUAAGGAUUUUAUGUGCAAUAUUCAACCUACCUUUCCUGAGCCUGUGGACAUAGCGGGGCCUUUUUAAGAGGCCAUCACAUGGAAGAAGAGAAGAGAUUUGAAGAAAACCAACCCCUGACUGAAGUGACCUCAGGCACUUUGAAGAGUGCAUCCUGAAAUCAGAGGCAGGGCUCAUCUGUAGCUUAAGUGCAGUCUUAUCCAUCCACCUGCCCCGGCUCCACAUUCCUCCGUUUGCAAUGAUGCAUUGCAAAGUUUUGUUUAUUUUUUUUUUUUUUUUUUUUUUGCCACAUUCAGAAGGUAU
This is a messenger RNA of Sphaeramia orbicularis (orbiculate cardinalfish), 3049 nucleotides long. Its product is annotated as protein Aster-B-like. NCBI's taxonomy places the organism in Eukaryota, Metazoa, Chordata, Actinopteri, Kurtiformes, Apogonidae. Gene Ontology annotation, molecular function: cholesterol transfer activity; cholesterol binding. The record is from RefSeq and is a predicted model, not a curated record. Gene Ontology annotation, biological process: intracellular sterol transport. Bases 401 to 2731 code for a protein of 776 amino acids. Gene Ontology annotation, cellular component: endoplasmic reticulum membrane; plasma membrane; endoplasmic reticulum-plasma membrane contact site. The transcript has 22 exons.